AUGCAUUGCCUUUGUGCUGCUGCUGGGCCAGACGUUGGCAGGUUCUUUGAGCGUCCUUUGUAUUCAUCUCGUCAGCAGCUUUUGUUGCUGCAUCGUCAGAAGCGGUAUCUGCUGUUUCCCGAGGGCAGCUCAUUUCAGCUGGUCUUUGAUUUAAUCAUACCCAUAGUGGACUACACCAAUUUCGCAAUUCUCGGCAUAACAUGCGCCGUUGCCUGGGAGUUGCCCAGCAAGCCGCCCAGCGAGCUGCUGGAGAACUUGCGCACCCGCCUGAACGAUGGUACCCUGGGCACUGUGCGACGCAACGACACCAUCCAGGACCAGACGGCCGCCGCAGAGCAGACCAGCAAUAUUCGAACCGCCAUUAAUUGGCAGGCCAUGCACGCGCAGCCAACCUCGGUGUCUGCAGCCAGUGCUGCAUCAGCUGCAGCGUCCACAUAUGCAUCCAAUGUCCACAGCUAUCCGUACUAUACGAAUGUCCACAGCGGCGCUGGCACUUCCGCUUAUGCAAAUUCGCCUAAUGGACAACAGAAUGCUGGGAGGCCGACUAAUUGGCAUGCGCGACAGUCAAUACCAAAGUGGCGACAGUGGGCAGCCGCCCCAACCCCCUACACGAUACGUGGCAACGCUGACCGCUGGUCAGACAAUUGGUGGCAGCGCAACAAAGAGAGGGUGCAGCAAAAUUGGCGCAAAAAGCAGCAACAGUGGAGCUCCUAUGACUACAGCUAUGCACAGCGUCCACGUCAGGUGUUGCAGCAACCACCUGAACAUCACAUUUAUCCCGUAUUCGGCAGACGGCGGCGACGACGACGAGAUGUGCAGCAUCAGCUAGCAAACGAUGACAUCAUGGACCGAGUGCACUUGCAGCAGCAAUUGAGUUCGCGUGGACUGCUCUUUAGCAAGAUCGAACGACUGUACAAAACGCGACAGCUGAAUGGGACAGCUUGCAUUCAGCGAGCACUUUGCGAAUCGGCGCAACGACUGGCACAUGCGACUACAGCUUCAGCUGAGCCUCAGAGCUUCAUUAUGGAGCUGGUGUCUGCCAUCUUUCAAUUACCGGGCGACAAUGAUGGCGGCGAAGUGCUGAGGCACAUCCCGCAGCAUUAUCUGGAAGCGCACCAGCAGCAAGGAAACUGCCAACAGAUUUAUGCCGAUUGCCGUCACACAUUUUGGAUGCAAUAA
This is a messenger RNA of Drosophila hydei, 1179 nucleotides long. RefSeq lists its product as uncharacterized. NCBI's taxonomy places the organism in Eukaryota, Metazoa, Arthropoda, Insecta, Diptera, Drosophilidae. The coding region runs from base 1 to 1179 and encodes 392 amino acids. The record is from RefSeq and is a predicted model, not a curated record. The transcript is spliced from 4 exons.